AUGUGCAAAUUGAACUGCCAAGAUUUUUUACAGAUGCCCAAAAAAAGAUUAAUGGUCACAGAGAAGAUCUCUUACCAAGGAGGUUUACUUUCUAUAGUUGAGUUGGAGCGGACACAGGUUACUCGUACGACUAUAGAGCAAUUCUAUUACACAAGGUGUCCGGGACCUCUUUUUCUGACACUACAUAGCCAAAUGUAUUUUCAUUCCUCUAGCUCUAGGCAUGAGCAGUACGCAAGUAUGCGUUCUAAGCGACUCCACUCCAAGAGCCACCACUCUCUCUCCUCAAACACAUCUGGAGUCGACAGUGGCUACACCUCUUCAGCAUCCGGCACUCCAUCUCCAACCACAAGCGAGGCUCAUACAGAGGGUCACAUCAGUCGUCCAUCAAUCGACAGCCCUCCUUCAAUUCUCAGCAUCGUAACAGAAUCCAGUUUGGCCACAGAUACCACAUCAGCUACCUCUCCUAAAAAAAAGCUCAAUAGACCCAAAAAGGCUGCCUUACCACCUCGUCAUCCAGAUCUCGUUUAUUCUUGCCCACGACCCCUCGCCUUCCCGUUUCACAACGAUGGUCACUUUCUGCCUGUAGCAGAGGCCGAUCCCCGCGAUGUGGCCCGUAUCACUCCUUCCCGAGCCUUGCCCUCCAUAAAGUCCGGAAAAGCAUCGACCAUUGUCAGUGCGCCAUUCGACCACCAGAGCUCAUUUGGAUCGAUUCACUAUGAAGUCAAUGACUCUCGCAUCGAUACAGCCUCGAUAUCAAGCAGAUCGGCCUCAAUUCUCAGUUCAGUUCAGCGUGGCACCGUACGUUCGCUUCGUUCGCUUUUCCAGAUCCCAUCUACAAAUGAACAUGAGUGCACCACCCAUCCAGACCGUCUCCCCCGCCUUGAGAUCAAGCGUGGUACUGUUCAAACUUUGCGCGACCUAUUUGUCAAGCGCCAGACGACUCCUGUUACACCCUCUUAUCCUCACCAGGACGUUCACCACGCCACCUCAAAGACACCCUUUGUAUCUCAGCCAGGAUUCUCCAGCAGCGCAACUACACAAUCUUCUAAUUCUACUUCUGCUUCCAGACGCUUUAAAGAUCUCUUCAAUUUUCGCUCCUCGCAAAAGAUGACAAACCCCAAACCCCAAACACAAGCACAAGCACAAACCCAAACCCAAACCCAAACCCAAACAACACCUUCAAAGCCACCCGUCUCACGAUCGUCCGCUUUUGCUGCUAGAAAUUUCUGGGUCGGGCGCACAGACAACGAACGUUCAUCUAAAAAGACGGCUUCCGUUGCCCCUCUGCCUACUACACCUCACAACUAUCCAAAAGUUCCGACAACCCCGCCCACUGCAAAUCGACCCAUCGAAGUACAAGUCCCUAAGCAGAAGAAGACGAUCAAGUCUGAGAUCAAGAAACUCUUUUCACGGAAAGAAUCUCCCGCACCAGUACCCGCCCCAACCGAAGCACAAAUUAAACCGUCUGUCGCAUUACCCGAAGCUGUAGCAACACCUGCACCACGUCGGUCCUUUUUCCCAACUCUUAAACGUGACAAUUCUGUAGCGCCAAGACCACAAGAACCCGUCAAGCCAAAGCAAGUCACAGCAGAGCCCGUACAACCACAACCUACCCAGGCACCCUUAACCGUAGGACGUAUGUGGAAGAGCUUCAAAAAGCUGAUAGGCAAGAAGUCAUCGCGCGUUGGAGUCAUUUAAACACACAAAAUCUACCAGCUCUUUUAUAUGCCAAAUUACUGUAACUCUAUGCACCCGCUUUCUUUUUCUUAUUUAUAUGCCCACUGCGACUAUUGUUCGUCUAUACCCAACCCUUACCCAUCAUUCAUGAGCACUUUAAUUAAUAGUCUACUCCCCCUGUACAGCAUCCCACAGGCAUUGCUGGUUCAAUUGUCUCCCUUUUUACGGCACUGUUGAUACAGCAUAAUAACACUUAUUGGUCUUAUACAUAUCCCCAUC
Molecule: messenger RNA, 1956 nt
Organism: Phycomyces blakesleeanus NRRL 1555(-)
Lineage: Eukaryota; Fungi; Mucoromycota; Mucoromycetes; Mucorales; Phycomycetaceae
Exons: 3
Coding region: 1-1698 (565 amino acids)
Source: RefSeq, a predicted model, not a curated record